Molecule: messenger RNA, 690 nt
Organism: Prunus armeniaca (apricot)
Lineage: Eukaryota; Viridiplantae; Streptophyta; Magnoliopsida; Rosales; Rosaceae
Source: the annotation of a GenBank genome assembly
AUGUCCUCCUCCGCCUCCGCCUCCGCCGCCGCCAAACCCAUCGUGGAGCACGUGGUGCUCUUCAAGGUCAAAGACGACACAGACCCGUCCAAGGUCAACGCGAUGGUCAACGGCCUCAACGGCCUCGCCUCUCUCAACCUGACGCUCCACCUCACAGCUGGCCCACUCUACCGCACCCGAUCUUCGCCCAUCGCCUUCACCCAUCUCCUCCACAGCCGCUACAGCACCAAAGACGACCUGAGCUCCUAUACUGUGCACCCGAACCACCUCAGCCUGGUCAAAGACUCGGUCCUCCCAAUCUGCGACGACGUCAUGGCCGUUGACUGGGUCGCCGAAGACGUUCAGGGCCCAGUGGCCCCACCGCCGGGGUCCGCAAUCCGCGUGUCGUUUUUGAAAUUGAAGGAAAAUUUGGGGGAAGAAUCGAAAUCUGAGAUUUUGGGUGUGAUUAAAGGGAUUAAGGGGAAGUUUGCGGAGAUUAAUCAGAUUAGCACAGGCGAGAACUUCUCUCCGGCGAGAGCGAAAGGGUAUUCGAUCGCGUCGCUGGCGGUGCUUCCGGGGGUGAGUGAGUUGGAAGGUUUGGAUUCGAAGCAGGAGCUGGCGAAUGUGGAGAAGGACAAAGUUAGGGAGCACCUCGAAAGCGUCAUCGUUUUGGAUUAUGUGGUGGCGUCGCCUCAAUCUGCAAGUCUCUGA